Messenger RNA from Drosophila serrata, 1887 nucleotides. RefSeq lists its product as uncharacterized. Lineage: Eukaryota; Metazoa; Arthropoda; Insecta; Diptera; Drosophilidae. The record is from RefSeq and is a predicted model, not a curated record.
GCAGCAGCAGAAGCAGCAUCAUCUUCGCAUCGCAUCUUCGGGCUGGCUUAAUUCCGAAAGUGUAUCUGUGAGCGUAGUUGCUCCCGUUCCGCCUCCGUAAUCGCAAGUGGCUUGUUGUUAUUGUCGCACUCGGUCGAUCUCUCUGUGUGCCUGUCUGUGUGGCGGCAGCCAGCGCUAGCGCCGUCGGCUCUUGAUUGGGCUUGUUUGAUUCCGAAACUGUAUCCCGUAGUUUCCCGCUAACGGCGAAAAUUCACACAACUCAUUGAUAUUUUAACCUCGUGUCCGCGUUGGCCGCCGCUCGACCAAGGUUCUGCCGCACAAAAUGCUCGUCUCCUUGGGCUCUCCGAAGCCUGGCUUCGUCGGACUAAAAGUGCUCCUCUAGCACGCAGCGAGCAGUCCGCCGUACAUAACACAUAAAAGUCAAACUCUUCGCGAAAGGCAGAACCCAAAAACCCUAACUGUAUAUAACCCACUGAAUUGGCAGCAAAAAAAAAAGUUAUCACCACUUCACCAACCAAAUCGUAAUCGCUAUCGUUAUCGCGAGACAAGAAAAAUAACAACAACAAAGUUAAAAGAUAAUAUACAGUGUGCAAAUCGAGGCAAACAAAAACUCCUAUUCUCUUGCUAAUGAAAUCGGAGCGCUUUUUUAUGAAUAAUUAGCCCCCCAAAAAACCCGUUUAGUCGCCGCAGAAAUUAGGCCCCCCCCCAUAAAGGUGACGACGACGACGAUCCAAGAAACUGGCAUCCAUCUCGCUGCCGCUGAUAUAUAACACCCCAAUAUACUCACAGGCGUAAAGUGCAAAAACGUAAAACCGCGAUAACACCCAUACACUCGCGAGCAGAGCGAAAAAUCCGAUCAGCAAAUAUAUCAACUUCACAGUAACGUCGGAAAGUCAGUGCAAGUCAGAGCUAAAUCGUCGAGCGUUCCGAAUAGUUGUGUCUAAACAAAUCGUCUUGAAAAUAUAAUCAGUUAUCAGUGAUCAACAUCGGUCUUCAGAAGUGUACAACUGCGAAAUAAUGUCAGCCUUCUGACAGUGUCCCCAAAAAAUAAUAAAGCCCACACACACAAAAGUUACAUAACGCGAAAAAUAAAUCCUAUUUUCGGAAGCGAAAUAUAAGCAAGAGGAGACCUAGCGAAACCCUACAAGUGACUUGUUAAUUGAGAAUGUCGCCAAUCUGACAGUGACUAAAUCAACACAACACAACAUAAUACAAAAAACACCCCAAAAAGAACUCAAAUCACUGUUUGAAAAUAUAAUAUAAAAAAAGAACAAAUAUCAGCGUCACAAGCAUUACAACAGCGAAAGAAAUAAUAUCAGCCAACAAGGAGUGCAGCCUGUGUUAUCAGUGAAGCAUAUGUAUAUACUUACAUAUAUAGUCGAUUCAAAGCGUAAACAACUGCUGUAUAAUGUUCACCGCCAUCUGACAGUGGUCUAAAAAACCAACAAAUAGAACUACUAACUAAUAGAGCGUCGAGGGAUCGCCGCUGAUAUAUAGACAACAAGUCUAACACGUGCCACGUGUGGGAUCUGUAUCGUACCACCCACCUUCCAUUCGCACUGCAGCAAGUAACGUGAAUUCAGCGAUAAAUGGAGAAAUCUGAAAUACGACUGCAGCGCAUGUCAAAUGAAUAUCAGUCGCAAUCGAGCUAUAUGUAUCUCCGGACCAAGAUGCUGUUAAAAAUCGAAAAUACCCUACUUCGAAGCCAUCGUCAGCGCGAGACCACCGGUAUCAAGAAACUAUACAAUUCGUUUUUCGUAUUGUUUUAAUUUGCCCCGCCCGGCCCCCGAUCCCCCUCCGAAGGCCCCAAGGACACAUUACGCACAACGCAACAAUUCCAAUUCCACUCAAUUGUGAGCCAAGCUAGAGAAAAGUUACAAAAAAAAA